GGCUUUUCUCUCAGGUGGUCCAAGCUCCUCCCGCUCUCUACUUUAUGACGUUUGAGGCGGAUCCCGUGGGGAGCUCAUGCGACUCGUCGAAGUUGCUAUUCUUCGAUGGCAGCUAUUCGUCUGGAUCUCGAGCGUGAUAAGUAUUUAGUAUUAACGAAUUCAUAUUGAUGAAAUGUGCGGACGAUAUGCCUUAGGAGUUGUGCGUUCAUGUCUGGUCUGGUCUGUUAGACUCUCAAUUGCAACAGCAUCGCUAACAUGACUUUGUAUGUCAACAGCGCCUGGCCUACAUCCGACAACAGCUCGAGGAGCAGGGGAUGCAAGUCGAUGAAGCGCCAGAUGAUGAUGCUGUAAGGGAAACAUACAAUUUCGCUCCUGGGUAUCAUGGAGUCGUCUAUCGUGCCGACACGCCUGACUACGGCGGCCAGGAGCCAGAGGUAGCGGACGGACUAGAAACUGCAGCAGAGCAAGAAGGAGAGGAUGGACAGGGAGAUGAAAAAGAGAAAACCACCAAUGAAGAAGGCAGCAAGAAGAAAAAGAUCCAUUACAAACUCCAGGCGAUGAAAUGGGGCCUGGUUCCCUUUUGGACAAAGCGUCAACCGGACUACGGUUCAAUGAUGCGGACGAUCAAUUGCCGUGACGACUCUCUGGUAGAAGACAGAGGCAUGUGGACGUCGAUGAAAAGGCGGAAACGAUGCGUGGUUGUGUGCCAGGGCUUCUAUGAAUGGCUGAAAAAGGGGCCUGGUGGUAAGGAGAAGAUCCCGCAUUUCGUAAAGCGUAAAGAUGGGCAAUUGAUGUAUUUUGCUGGGUUGUGGGAUUGUGUGAAUUAUGAAGAUGAAAAGCUAUACACCUACACAAUUAUCACUACUUCUUCCAACUCAUACCUCAAAUUCCUCCAUGACCGAAUGCCAGUGAUACUGGAUCCCAACAGUCCUGAAAUGAAAACAUGGUUAGAUCCUACCCGCACCACAUGGUCAAAGGAGCUACAAUCCAUCCUCAAGCCGUACCAAGGCGAGCUAGAAUGCUACCCCGUUGCCAAAGAAGUCGGAAAAGUCGGUAAUAACUCACCUGAUUUCCUGAUCCCGAUCAACAGCAAAGACAACAAGAAAAGCAUCGCCAACUUCUUUGCCAAUGCGGAGAAGGGGAAACCUAAAGACAAUGAACAUCCUGUGAAGCAUGUCGAAGAUCAGACUGAACUGAAGAUAGUCCACGAUAAAGACGAGCAACGCGUCACCCAAGACGAUGAAUGGACAGAAGACAACGCUCCGAUCCCAGUUACCGGUAUCAAGAGGGAACAUCCGCCUGAUAAUGAAGUUAAAGGUACGCCACGAUCAUCUAAGACGCGAAAGACGGACUCCUCGAAAUCCCCAGACAUGAAAAGAGAAGCUUCAGCUUCCCCUCCGAACACUUCGACUACAACUACAACUACUCCAGGAAGGAAAACUCGAAGCACAACCAAAACUCACUCUGCUGGAAAAGACGAGACGGAAAAGAAGGCAGUCGAUGGCUCGCAGCGUAUUACAAAUUUCUUCAAGAAGUAGCUGUAGAGCCUGGACUAGUGUGCCGUUUGUAGAUAUGGAAAUAUUUCCCAUCAUCCCGGCAUGUCUAUCUGAUUUAGUUACUACUUCGAGAAUCUUUUAUCCUCUAUCGAGGCGAUCUUUUUCCAUUCAGCUAAGAAAGUU
Messenger RNA from Paecilomyces variotii, 1679 nucleotides. RefSeq names its product DUF159 domain protein. NCBI's taxonomy places the organism in Eukaryota, Fungi, Ascomycota, Eurotiomycetes, Eurotiales, Thermoascaceae. Gene Ontology annotation, molecular function: single-stranded DNA binding. The transcript has 2 exons. Bases 315 to 1538 code for a protein of 407 amino acids. Gene Ontology annotation, biological process: DNA damage response. The record is from RefSeq and is a predicted model, not a curated record.